AUGUCACACAAUAAUCGUACUAUAACAGAUAUUAAUUCAAUAAAUGUAACUCCUGAACAGAAUCAGCACGAAGCUGGAUCUUCAAAUACUGCAAAUGAUUUCAAUUUACAAAGAAUUCCUGGAUCCACUCCCACUAAUUCCCAAAAUCAGAAUGAACUAGCAAAAUGUUUUGCUUGCAAACAGUCUUUGAGGCAACAUGCUUAUACUUGCAAAGGCUGUGAACACAAAUAUCAUCCGUUUUGUAUAGAUAGUCGAGAAGAAAGUACUUUAGAGAAAGAAUAUGAAUCCUUUGUAUGUAGUUUUUGUGUCGAUUUGUUAAUACGACAAACUUUUAAGAUUAAUAAAGUCAAUAAUGAAAAUAGUGGGAGAGAUACAGCUCUUAAACAAACUUAUCCUAACAUAGUCAACAAUUUAAACCCAAUGGAAUUAGAUUUAUCCAGUGAGGAAAACUUAAGGUCAACAGGACCAAAUAGAAAUAAUCCAAAUAAAAUUUCUCAAAAUCUAAAUACAUUAAUAUCUAACAGAACUGUUACCUCUGAACAAUUCUUUUUUAAACUCCAACUUAAGAAGCUUCCCGAAGUAGUUGAUGCUGAUGUAUCAUGGAGCAUAUUUUAUGCAUCCUUUAUGGAUACUAAAGAUUUAUUUACACAUUAUGAGAAUGUUUUAAGAAUCCAAGAAGCUAUUAAGGAUACAACGGUAAAAAGAAUAGGAGGAAAAGGCUUAUUUAACUUACAGACUUAUGUAAAAUGCAUAGAAAAUGUUAAUAAUCGUUUAAAGCAAAGUAUGAAUUUUCUAACGGAUGAGGCUUAUGAAAUUGAGCAAUUUCCGCAGAUUAAAGCUGGAAAUAAACUGAAAGUCGUAGAAUAUAUAGACAAGAUUAGAAAUUUUUGUACCAUAGCAGAAGUAUAUGAUGACAAAUCUUAUUUAACUAAUCGUAGGUUUCUAGCUAACAUUGGAAAUAUUGUACCGUAUCAGUUGAGAAAUAAAUGGGAAUCUAAACAGGCAGAUUUAGAAUUUGCUCAUAUAACACCAUCUCUGGUUCAUAUGGUUGAAGUAUUUGAUAAAGAGAUUCCUAGAAUUGAAGCUAGUAUACGAAAUGAUAAAAUUCGCGUUGUAGAUAAAAAGUCGGAUAACAAUUUUCGUCCAAAAUUUGGAAAUAAAUCAUCAAGAUUUAAUAACAUGAAUUAUGAAAGCAAUGAAUUUAAAGCUAAUACUAGUAAAACACCCGUGGGAAAAUACACAAGUAACGAAAAUGAUUUUCUGUGUUGGUAUCAUAAAACCAAUGACCACACAGGAAACAGAUGUAAAGCCUUAUGGCAGAUGGAUGGCAAAUCUGUAGCUAGUUUAGCAAAAUUAAACCACAUAUGUACAUAUUGUGGUCAAAAGCAGCAUAGUCCAUGUCCUUUUAGCCAUAAGCUUAAAUGUAGAACUGAAGGUUGCGGAUUUCUACAUCAUUCACUCUUUUGUUUUAAGCGAAAAGUAGUAAGCAAGUCAAACAAUUCUAUGGAAAAAAACAGAUCUAAACCUGAUAAAAAGAAAUAUCAAUAUAAAAGUUUUAAAAGGUCUGAAGCUUCCAAUAGUAAUGAGCCUGAAAAAGAUGAUGAUUCAGAAGCUGAAUUACAGGAAAUCAUAAAAAGAUUCACCAAUAUAAAAGAUGUUAAAUAUAUGCAUGAUCCCCCAAAACAUGACAGCAAUGUCAAUAAAACUUUUAACCCACCUUCUAAAAACAAUCACAUAAAUGUCUUUAAUGGACAAAGAUCUGAAAAUAACAAUAAAUCAUCUAAUAAUGAUAAAACUCUAUUGGGUGUUAUUGUAUUGGAAUUACAAAACGGGCAACAGGCUGCCUUUCUUUUAGAUUCAGGAAGUACUGUGUCUUUAAUAGAGGAGGAGUUAGCCAAUAAGUUAGACUUAAAAGGUCCUUGGUUUCCAUUGACAUUAUUAUGGUCAGGAAAUUAUUCUAGAAGGGAGAAGUUAUCCAGAAUUGUGAAAGUCAAGGUAAAAAGCCUCAAUGAAAGUCAAAAAGAAUAUGAAUUACAUUUUAGGACAGGUUUAAAAUUAUUAGACUAUGAUAAUCUUUCAGGAGUUAUUGGAAUAGAUAAUUUAUUUGCGUUCGAUAGAUAUUUAACAAUUAAAGCAAGAGCAACUGCAAUGUCAAUACCUCCAUUUCCUCGAUUUCAAUCAUAUAACGCUCCUGUAACACCAUCCAACAGUAUCAAUGCUUUAGGAAGCGGUUAUAUGGAUUUGAGAAGUCAGUUGGACGAGAGUCGAUUAGCAAUGCAGCGCAACAAUAUAGUUAGAGGACUAGCUAAUCAAAGCAUGAUCAUUCCUGGAAGUGCUAUUGCUGAGUAUUUUAAUAUAAAAAUUUCAUUUGUUCCCAAUUCAGGCAAUAUGUAA
Messenger RNA from Chironomus riparius, 2394 nucleotides. The record is from the annotation of a GenBank genome assembly. NCBI's taxonomy places the organism in Eukaryota, Metazoa, Arthropoda, Insecta, Diptera, Chironomidae.